This is a messenger RNA of Ectocarpus sp. CCAP 1310/34, 1683 nucleotides long. The record is from the annotation of a GenBank genome assembly. Lineage: Eukaryota; Phaeophyceae; Ectocarpales; Ectocarpaceae.
AUGACCACUUCAAUCAGCAUCAAGUUUGUAGAGAAGGCAACGUUCUCCACGGAUGGCACGUCUUACGUGGCUGACUUGCCGCGCAGGUCCGGCUAUCUGGCAGUACGAAGCGCCUCCAUCAAGGGGAAGGGAAACGUAGAUAUAGUUGUACGGCGGACUCACUACGACGAGGCCGUCAGGAUAUACCAAGAGUCCGACUACGGUCUCGCAGUGACAGACGGCGUCGAGACCAAACCACGCCUUGGUGUCGUGCCCGACGAGGAGAGCGACGACCCAGUGUUCCAGCGCGCUACCCGUGACGACGCAGUCCGGGCGCUAUUGGAAACAAAGCAACCGUACGGCGACGCUCUUCACAAGUUCCUAGCCCUCGUCAGCAUGAUCCACUGGGAGACGGCCGAGAUGCAGCGCAAGAUGGAGGCCCCGUUUACCAAGGCUCAACUCUCCCAGCACUCGUCGCUCUUCUUUGACGAGAUGGGAAACGCGCUGCCCAAGAUGGGACUUAAAGUGGUGCAUGACACCGGAGCCGGGGCGGCGGUGGACUACGACGGCGGAGUGCAGUCGGGUGACUCCAAGGUGCUGUGGACUUUCGGUGGAGGGACCAUCGGAGGCUCCCAGAACGGGGAUAGCGGCGAGGAGGGGUCGAGACGAACGGUUGCCAUUGGUUCCGCGGAGGACGAGCGGCUGAAAGCCCCCGACGUGGCCGCUACCACCGUAACCGAGAGUACGAUGCUCGUCACCCUGUACGACGGGGUAGUGCUCGCCGCGCGCGGGAUCGGGCCAUGGUUCUGCGAGAACGUGGUCGGAGUGGCAUUGGUCGGGCCCAAGAAGAAGCUAUCCCUCGUGAAGACGAGGGGGGGAACUACCUCCGGCGGCGAGCAGUGGGUCUACUAUGUGCUCGCCGCCACCAACUGGGAGUAUUGUUGGUCAGGCCCAGCUUUCAUGGUACUGGUGACGCAGCAAGCCUGUUUCACGGGCAAGAUCAACCUAUGGCAGAAAGACAAGAGGGUGAACCACAUGGAGGUCGGCCGAUCAGGCGACUUGUCGACCCCCGAGACAAAGGGGAGACUCGGAGCAAACUCGUGCAACGUGCACGGCUGCCCCUGCGAGAGUGCCGAGGAGUGCACCUGCGUCGGCCACCAGCACGUGAAGAACGCCUCGGUCGCCGGUGAGAGUGUGGUGGGGGGCGCCCCCAGCAACGGUGCGGCGGCGAGAUUGCGCAAGCACAUCCCCGACCCGCCCAAUCCCGCGAAAGCGCGUGGCUUCUGCUUCGGCAUCGGGGCAGACGGUGUGGGUCUCGCCGAGAAGCUCAAGCAACUGUUUGCCGGUGAAAACGGUUUCGGGAAAGGGCCAAUCACCACGAAAGGGUGCCACACACCCAAGUUCGGAGAGGCGGGAGUGACAAAGUCGGACAGAUUCUCUUGGCAGCUUGACGAGGACGGCUGCCUUAUCCUGCCCCCCCACAACACCAACAACCCCGGCGGGAAGCACCCCACUUGCCAGAUCGGAGGGACUGUUCCCGUCGAGAAGGUCAACGGAUCGUGGCGGCUGUGCUCAUGGGCGCUUCCGUACGUCUCGACCGGUCGGGUCGUGCAAAAGAUUACGCACAACGCACGCCACAACAACGCCCCACAGAAGAGCAGGGGCAAGAAGAGGGCGCUGAAGCAGGGCGUUUCAACCGUGUAA